Capsella rubella is the source of this 1458-nucleotide messenger RNA. RefSeq lists its product as uncharacterized. NCBI's taxonomy places the organism in Eukaryota, Viridiplantae, Streptophyta, Magnoliopsida, Brassicales, Brassicaceae. The coding region runs from base 340 to 1302 and encodes 320 amino acids. The record is from RefSeq and is a predicted model, not a curated record. The transcript is spliced from 6 exons.
ACACAGAAAAAAUAAAAGAGAACUGUGCCAACACUCUCGAAUCCUUCGUAUCGCGAUUCAAAGUUUGAUGAUAGUUUCGUCGUCUUCUUCAAUGGAAUAACGUGUUUAGGCGUGUAUCACAUGGUGCUUUGUGUGACACCAAAACAACAAAAAGCUUCCAUACGAUUUAGACCCUUUGAAAAAUCUGUCGAUCGCUGUUGUAAAGAUCUGGGUUUGUGUCCUCGAUUUUGGUGAGGAUUGUCGGGGAAUAAGAAGACCCAUCUCUCACUUUAAUGCUCCCACAAAUUGAUUCUCUGUUUCUGAAUCUGAUUGUGAUUUUACAGAUUGUUCUGGGAAUAAAUGGGCAAUCCGGGUCCAGACACUGAGAGAAACAAGAAAAAUGUGGUCACAAGUGUGUUUGAUCCUGCAAUCUCUAGAUUCGUUGGAUUUUCUCAGAAGCUCCACACCCGUCUUAAGUCCCAGCUAAAGAAUUUGAAAGCUGAUAAACAUGGGUUUGGUUCUUCAUGGAGGCAAGAUAAAGAAAACUCAUCGAGUUCCAUUCAAAUUGAUCUGGAGAAACAGAUGGAUAUUUGGAGAGAAAACCCUUCGUGGACUGAUCAGAUCCCAGUCAUUAAGGUGAGUAUUCCAAAAGGAUCACUUUGCAAUCUCAAAGCCGAGGUGAAUGUUGGUUUACCUCCUGAUGCAGUCUAUAACAUUGUGAUUGACCCUGACAACAGAAGAGUCUUCAAGAAUAUCAAGGAGGUUAUGUCGCGGAAAGUAUUGGUAGAUGAAGGGUUAAGGCAAGUGGUGGAAGUAGAACAAGCAGCUUUGUGGAGAUUUCUCUGGUGGUCAGGGACAAUCUCAGUUCAUGUCUUGGUGGAUCAGAACAGGGCAGAUCACUCUAUGAAAUUCAAGCAAGUGAAGAGUGGAUUCAUGAAGAGAUUUGAAGGAAGCUGGCAAGUUAAGCCAUUGUUUGUGGACGAACAUAUGUGUGAUCGUUUGAAACCAAAAACGUUGGAUGAGUAUAACCGGUGCACUGGAGGCAAAGGGAGGAUCGGAUCUAAGGUCACACUAGACCAGCUAAUACAGCCAGCAAUUGUUCCACCUCCACCCAUUUCUUGGUAUCUCAGAGGAAUCACGGCCAAGACGACAGAGAUGCUCAUCUAUGACUUGUUGGCUGAGACCGCCAGGAUCCGUGCAGCUGGAGAAAUGGAGGAUGGUCACUCGUCGGAUGAGCAACGGACUGGGACAUCAGGGGAUAUAAAGGAAAGAUGGGCUGCACAUAGAAGAACAUCAAGGAGACGCCGGAAUGAUUUGUUUUAAGUCUCAAGUCCAUGAUUUUGUGAUAACAGAAACCUUGAGGAUUAUUGGAACACGCAGCAAUAUAAUGUUUGUUUUCAUAAGAUUCACUGCCAGAUCAAUGUGAGAAUAUGUAUCCAUCUACUUCCUUGUUGAAGAAAAUUACAGUUACAAUCAUAA